ACUGAACAACGGACUUCACCUUCGACUCUGACUAUGUCUGCCCUUCGUUCUUGCCAGCGGGCCUUCCCAGUCCGCGCGGCGGGCCGCGGCCUCGUAUCUGCCCGCUCUAUGGCCACGGACUCGCAGAGCGCAACCCCAGCCAAGGCUACCGACGAUAAGCAGAUUGAGCAAGCCCCCCAGCGAGACAUUGUAGCGGCCGAUAUUGUCAGUGGUGCUCCUACUGAGCUCCGCCACCGCGCCGUCCGGGUCUUCCAAUACACGCGUAGCACGACCCAGAGUGGAGACGCGAAGUCGAAACGCUGGCGGAUAGACUGGGAUAUCCUCCCCGGUGGUGGACGCUGGGAGAAUCCUCUCAUGGGAUGGGCUAGCUCCGCCGACUACAUGCAGGGUACCCGUAUUGGUUUCCGGACGAAGGAGGAUGCCAUCCACUUCGCGGAGAAGCAAGGAUGGGACUACUAUGUUCAGCAACCUGAGGUCAAGGUCAGGCCCCCCAAGAACUAUGCGGAGAACUACCUCUACAAGCCUCACAAGCUUCGUAUCGUCCGCACGAAGUAGCAUAGUAGCAUAUCAUGACGGCAAUCUAGAGCUGGUGCUGGAAACACUGCUAUCGCGUGCCCAUAUGCACCUCAUCCAGCGGAUACUUCAA
Fomitopsis serialis is the source of this 646-nucleotide messenger RNA. Its product is annotated as NADH-ubiquinone oxidoreductase 21kDa subunit. Lineage: Eukaryota; Fungi; Basidiomycota; Agaricomycetes; Polyporales; Fomitopsidaceae. Gene Ontology annotation, biological process: electron transport chain. The transcript has 5 exons. Bases 34 to 555 code for a protein of 173 amino acids. The record is from RefSeq and is a predicted model, not a curated record.